GUUGCUUCAGAAAUACAAUACUUAUCUAAUUAGAAUCACUGAAGAUCCUGAAGAUAAACUGCUUCUUAAGAGCCGAGGAAAACAGACCCCCGAGGAUUGGUUUGCCACAACCUCAUCAUUUGCCGAGUUCCAGUAUAAGAAUAUCUGAAACUAAGGCAAACUUUUCUACACUUGCAAUCACUGCUCUGUCUCAGCUAAUCUGACGCUUGUCCAUGCAUAUAGUGUUCUUGUUAUUAGCUCAAAGGAAAUAACUGGGAUGAAAAGGACUCUUCGACAAGGAAAGGUGUAUACCCAUAAGAACUUAAACAUGCAGUGUUAAUGCAAAGAAUUCAAAGACGAAACAAAACACCGCAUUUGAUUUAAGAAGCAGAUACUAAAUGGAGAAUAAGGCUAUGUACCUGAGCUCUUAUGAAGAGCGGGAAAAUGUAUCUUUUUACGAAGAAAGUUUUGAUGGAGUCAAUAGCAGAAGCCUGUCCAAGCUAAAUCUCUGUGAAGAAAGUCAUGCCAACAGGAGGAGAAAGGCUGAUAACUGCUGUGCUCAUCUCAAUUCAUUGUCAUCAAUCAAGUACGCCAUAGUGCUUCUGUAUGUUCUUGUGUUCCUCAGUAUCAUUGGUGUCUUCGUAACAGUGUCAAGAUCACAGAUGUCAACAGAGGGCUUGGAAACAUUGGCAGAAAAUGUGACACAGUUAAACGGCGGCUUCAGAGACUUACAACUCUCCUUGUCUCAGCUCUCUUUCAAGAGGGACGUUAUGGAGAACAUUUGGAAGCUGGAAAAUCUCUACCAGAACCAUUCAGACACAUUGCUGCUGCUAAGACUGGCUAUCCAAAGGCUGGAGAACAGCGUUCAGAGCCUGCAGACGCAGUCUGACGAGAUAACUACAUCCGUGACAGAGUUGGGAGACGUCUUUAAGGGGCUGACUGACAGCAGCAACAGAGACACCAGCCAGCUCAGUGCUGAGUUGGGCAGAACCAAGAUAUCUUUGCAUAAGCAAGACACAUUGCUGAAGGAGACUGCUGGUCUGGUGGGUGGACUGAAGGAUAAGUUGGACGAGGUGUGCGGAACCAUGAAUGCUGUGAAUACUACGUUAACUCAGGACGUUGGUGCCCAUCACUUGAAAAUCCAGGACCUUCAGAUACAGAUCACCAAUAUCACAGAGGAUGCCAAAACUAUAAGGGUGACACAGAUUAGCAUGGAGGAGCAGCUGAGAAACGAGGUAACCAUCCUGAAUUCCGUCAUGGAAGACCUGAGGCUUAAGGAUUGGGAGCAGUCUGUGGCACUGAAGAAUCUGACGUUAAUGGAGGGGCCCCCAGGGCCAAAAGGGGACAGAGGGAAUGGCGGACCCCCAGGAAGUGCUGGUCUGCCAGGUUUACCUGGAUUGAGAGGAAUGCCUGGCGAAAAUGGAUUACCAGGUGGGCAAGGCCUGAAGGGAGACCCAGGGCAAGAUGGCCUGCCUGGUCUCAUUGGAACUAAGGGAUCAAAAGGUGAAAGAGGUGAAAAGGGAGAAAAGGGUGACAGAGGAGAGAAGGGAGACCAAGGAGCAGAUGAAACCAUAGUUCGGCUGGUGAACGGAUCUUCACCCUCUGAGGGCCGGGUGGAGGUGCACUACGACAAGCGCUGGGGGACAGUGUGUGAUGACGGCUGGGACAAAAAGGAUGGAGACGUGAUCUGCAGGAUGCUGGGAUUCAAAGGAGCCAAGGAUGUUCAUAAAACCGCAAGAUUUGGGCAAGGCUCUGGAUUCAUUUGGAUGGAUGACGUUGCCUGCACAGGGACAGAAGAAACGAUCCUUCAGUGCAGAUUCGCAGGCUGGGGAAAGACUAACUGUGGACACGUGGAGGACGCUGGCGUUACCUGCAACCCAUAGCAGGAAUGUUGUAAAGAGAGGAAAGAGGAAGCAACUGUCAAAACAAAUAAUACAUGGAUAUAGGCAAUUAGGCAUCAGCGUCAGCAAGACAAAUGGUUUUACUUUUUGCAUUUCUUCUUAUCCAUAAACAUCCAUAAUGGUGACUUUGGAUAGUCCACAAACAGUCCCUGCUUUUGUGGCAGAUUGUAGUGGCUUGAGAUGUCUUCUGAUGGAUGAUGUUGUUAUUAAUACCCUAAUUUAACCAGGAAAAGAAAUGCACUAGGUCUGUGCUCUUUUCAUACUAAGGGGUUCCUGGCAUGACAACACAAGCCAAAGUACUGGACAUUGCAGCACAAUACAUUCAUGAAAUAAUAUUAUUGUGUAUAAAAAAAUAAAUAAAUAAAUCUGCUAAUAGGUUUAUAUCUAUUUGAGUAUAAUAGAUGUCUAAUUAGAAUGUUUUUAAUGUAGGUACCAUAAUGUAAUCUAUUGUUUCCACAAACAUAUACAACCCAGAUUAAACCAUGCAUUUACACUAACAACUGUAUAGUAAAUGUGUAACAGCUGUUUUUCAUUCUCUUCAGAUUAAUUGAUUUGCAUUUUAUAUAUUUCUAUGAGAGUUUUGUUAUGUUAUUUUGACAAUAUGAGAAUAAUGCAGAUGCACAAUGCAAAUGAUUUAAUUCACAUGU
Messenger RNA from Polyodon spathula (Mississippi paddlefish), 2527 nucleotides. Its product is annotated as scavenger receptor class A member 5-like. Gene Ontology annotation, biological process: iron ion transmembrane transport. Bases 378 to 1862 code for a protein of 494 amino acids. Gene Ontology annotation, cellular component: plasma membrane. The transcript has 9 exons. Gene Ontology annotation, molecular function: ferritin receptor activity. NCBI's taxonomy places the organism in Eukaryota, Metazoa, Chordata, Actinopteri, Acipenseriformes, Polyodontidae. The record is from RefSeq and is a predicted model, not a curated record.